AUGCGUAUGCACAAGGGUGAGGGUAGACAGAAACUGGUUAAAUGUGAUGUGUGUAGUAAAAACUUUCGUGAUAAAACAGCUUUGGAAAGUCACAAAAGAAUUCAUUCAAAGGAAAAGCCUUUUGGGUGUAAAAGUUGUGGUAAAGCCUUCAGAACAAAGACAGAGUUAAAUUCACAUGUAAAAACACAUAACAAACAGCAAUUGUACAGUUGUCAAGUUUGUGAGAAGACAUAUACACACCCAAGAUCACUGAAAAAACAUGAAAAAACACAUUCACCAGAUAACCCAAAUAUAUGUGAUUUCUGUGGGAAGUCAUUGAGGGAUAAGAGCUCGCUCAGAGAUCAUCGGAGGCUUCAUACAGGUGAAAGACCUUAUAAAUGUGACGUUUGUGGUAAAAAUUUCCCUAACAAUAGUGGAUAUAAAAGUCAUAUGAUCAAACAUAUAGGAAUAAAAGCUUUUGUAUGUGAUAUCUGUGGAAAGGGAUACUACUCUAACAACAAUUUACAAGCUCAUAUUAGACUUCAUACAGGAGAGAAACCCUUUAAAUGUGAUUUUUGUGAUAAGCGCUUUUCAAGCAGACGACAUUUACCAAGACACGAGAGAAGUCAUACUGGCGUCCGUCCUUAUCAGUGUGAAAAAUGUGGAAAAGCCUUUACAGAUGGUUCUAGUCUUUUAGCUCACAGCAAAACUCAUUCUGGAGAAAGACCCCAUCGCUGUGAGUUCUGUGCAAAAUCUUUCACCCAAAGCAGCCAUCUUUCUAAGCACCUGAAAUUUCACUUGGGUGAGAAAGACUAUGAAUGUGAAGUAUGCUUGAAGAGAUUCUUUCACAAGGGACAUUUAGAUCGACAUUCAAGGAUACAUACAGGCGAGAAGCCCUACUCAUGUAAAGUUUGUGAGAAAUCGUUUGCUAGAGAUGACUAUUUAGUGAAACACAUGACAAUACAUGUCAAACAAAAUGAAUCCAUUGAUUCUUUCUAA
Molecule: messenger RNA, 978 nt
Organism: Lottia gigantea (owl limpet)
Lineage: Eukaryota; Metazoa; Mollusca; Gastropoda; Lottiidae
Exons: 1
Coding region: 1-978 (325 amino acids)
Source: RefSeq, a predicted model, not a curated record